AUGGCGGCGCCGGGAAGUUGGGAGGAACCGCUGCAACGCAUCACUGCAGCCGCCUGCGAUCCAACGUGGUACUACGACAAGGUUGUGGUGCUUCUGCGAGGUCUCCCUGGCAGUGGCAAAAAUUGGAGAGAAAUGCGCGGCAUGGAUGACGAGCAGCUUCUACUUGACGACUUCGCGUCGUCGUUACGAGCCGCAGACGUGGUGGUUGUGGAUGAGAGGAACAUUGCCCAGGCUGAAUGGCAACCAUUCGUUGAUGCAGUGGAAGAAUACAACGUAGGCCCGGAGAAAGAAGGCGCUAUCUACGUGGUACUGUUCUCGGGUCGUGGUGAAGUACACGCCCACCAACUCAAUCUGCGCUCACCGGCUCCACUCGACCCUGAGGAUCUUGGCCGUUGCUACAGGGACUUUGUUACUGGUGCUGACAGCGGCUCGCGUGCUGUGUUGACGUUCGACGUGGACCCCGAUAUCUAG
This is a messenger RNA of Phytophthora sojae, 471 nucleotides long. RefSeq lists its product as hypothetical. Lineage: Eukaryota; Oomycota; Peronosporomycetes; Peronosporales; Peronosporaceae. The coding region runs from base 1 to 471 and encodes 156 amino acids. The transcript is spliced from 2 exons. The record is from RefSeq and is a predicted model, not a curated record.